AUAAACAUACGUACAGUCCCUGCGAGAGAGGAAGACCACGUCGUUGUUAUUCACGGUCAAGUUGGAGAACUUUUGGUGACUGUUUGUGCUUUUUGUUCUCCUUGAAAAACUUAACACAGACCAAAAAGAAAACAAACCCAAAAACCUUGGGAGUUGAAGCAGCUCCAGGUGGAGUUUUUGCGACUGCCCCUGCGACUUUUUCCUCUGAAAGUUGCGCUCAAAUGAUUCCAGAGUCUCUCGAGAUUUUGUUUUCCGCAUGGGAACUUAAACGUAUUUAGAGGAGAGGAAAAAAGAAACACCACUCUAUGAGGAUUAUCUCUUUGCUGUGAAGUUCAACGCCGUCGAGUAAAGAAGAGUUUCUCCGGCGGGGAGCAGAAAACGGCAUGUAGCGCAGGAUCGAGGCACCCAUUCAACCUCCCCCUCCUCGUCGUCCUAUUCCUCCUCUCCGGACAUCUUUGGGAAUGGGCCAGCGCCUUGCCAGGGUGCAUCUUUCCACCCGGUGGCGUGGCUGGCGUCGUGCGAGAGUGAGGAGGGCAGCGGCCAGGUCAUAGAGCCCGCCCACCCCUCUCUCCGCUUGCUUGCUCCCAACUGACUUUUGACCUUUGACUCUGCCGUGACCUCCAGCCAGCCAUGCCCUUCCGGCUGAAGCUGCGGCGCACACGGCGCUACAACGUCCUGAGCAAGAACUACUUUGUGACACGGAUUCGCCUGCUGGACACCAAUGUGAUUGAAUGCACUCUGUCAGUGGAGAGUACGGGACAGGAAUGUCUGGAGGCGGUGGCCCAAAGGCUGGAACUACGGGAGACCCAUUUCUUUGGGCUGUGGUUCCAAGGGAAGACCCAGGCCCCGGCCCAGCGCUGGGUGGAGCUGGAGAAACCCCUCAAGAAGCAGCUGGACAAGUUUGGCAAUGAGCCACUGCUCUUCUUUGGAGUCAUGUUCUACGUGCCCAGUGUUUCCCGGCUGGAGCAAGAAGCUACCAGGUAUCAGUAUUACCUGCAGGUGAAGAAGGAGGUGUUGGACGGACGUCUCCACUGCUCGGUAGAGCAGGGGAUCAUACUAGCGGGCCUCGCAGUACAAGCUGACUUCGGAGACUUCACUCAGUUCAUGUCUCAGGACUUCCUCAGGGAGUACGUGCUCUUCCCAGUGAGCUGGCCCAAUGGAAAAGAGGUUCUGAAGGACUUGACCCAGAAAGUUGCUGAGGAGCACAAAAGCCACUGUCGAAUGCAGGCCGCUGAAGCAGAGCUGCUGUACAUCAAGGAGGUGGAGAAACUGGACGGCUUCGGGCAGGAGAGCUUUCCUGCUAAGGACAACUACACCAAUGAUAUUUUCAUUGGUGUGUCCUUCAUUGGGGUGUUUGCCAAACACAGAAACGGCAGAUCCAUCAUGCUCCACAAGUGGAAGGACAUCGGCACCAUAGCGCACAACAAGUCAGCCAUCACAGUGGAGAUAACAAGCAGAGACGACACCAUCUUUUUUCACAUGGAGGAUAUGGAAAUGGCCAAGUACAUCGCUCGUCUUUUCACGGCCAGACACAAAUUCUACAAACAGAACAAGAUCUGUGCAGAGCCCACUCACUCACCUGCACCAAUCAGGAGGAGACCCACCUGGACCCACCGCAUAUCUCUGCCGCGGCCUCAGUCAUGUAACUUCCAGUCGAUGCAUUCCCAGUAUGGAGAGCAUUAUCAGGACACGCAGAGCUCUCAAGACAGUAUCUUUCAUGAUGACCCCUAUUACAAGUCAGAGACCAGUCUGGACCGCUGCCAGGUGGACUUUCCCUUCCGAAAUGGUACCGUGCCCAAUGGGAGCAUGUACAGCAGCCCCAGCCUCAGCUCCCUCAAUCAUUCCCAGACUUUCGUCCCGCCCUCGCCCAUGUCCUCCAACCUCAGCAUCCCUGGCAGUGAGCUCAUGCGCCCCGACUACAUCCCCAGCCACCGCCACAGCGCCAUCAUCGCUCCGUCCUACCGGCCCACGCCUGAGUAUGAUGCUGUCAUGCGGCAGAAGCGGCGCAUGCUUCCCGCUCACCAUGACCUCCACAGCCAAUCGCUGCGGAGUCUGAACAUCAGUAAUGCGUGUGCUUACCGCCAGCCUGAGGCUCUGGUGUAUAGUCAGCCAGAGAUGAGGGAGAGGGGCCCUUAUCAUGGCCUGGGGCCCAACCCGGGACAGUACACACCACAGAUCAGCUACAGUAAGCCUGUGUCCCAUGGCCCUCAUCAGGGAGGACCAGCCAACAGCCAGGGCCACUGUCAUUCACCCUGCGUUAAUGGAGGUGGAGGCAGUGGCGGGGUUGGAGGAGUAGGAAGCUCCAUCUCUCACACUGUCAGCACACCUGAGCUGGCAAAUGCCAAACAACAGGGGAACAAUGCAGGAAGCUAUGCAGCGACAGCUAACAUGCUGAGAAACCACAUGUCGCGCCCUCCUCCACCUUACCCUUCCAGCUCCUUCCGCCCGGCUACCAGCACCCCAGACCUGGCCAGCCACCGUCACCGCUGCAUCGGGGGCAGCAGCCCAGAGCUGGUCACCCGCAUGGUGCAGCUGUCGGUCAAGACCUUCCAGCCGGACAGCUCGGCCGUGGUGCACCAGUCCCUGCAGGAGGUUAGUGAACCUUUAACAGCAGCUGCUAAGCACCGCUCCACCCUGGGCAAGAGACACAGCAUGGAGGUGAUCAGUAGCAUGAGAGGGGGUGGAGGAGGAGGGAUGGAGGGCAUGGUUAUGAAGGGCAUGAAUGCUCCCCUUCAUCGAAGGAAUACUCUCAGAGAACACGUGAUGCCCCCUCAGCCUCAGACCAUUCCUCAGCCGCAACCCCAGCCCCAAACCCCUCAGCCACAACCCCAGCCGCAGCCUCAACCUCCACCUCAGCAGCCACAGGAGUUGCCUAUGCAGAUACCUGCCCAGAAAGCCCCUGAGGCUUCUGUAGCACCACCUGGGCCAGUGGCCUACCAGCAUCAAAAGACUCUCUCGAAUGCUACCAUGCUCAUACACAGUAGUGAGAGUGAAGAAGAGGAGGAAGAGGAAGAGGAGAGGCCUGAGCUGGAUGUUCAAAUCCCAGGUCUCAAUGAGGACAUCAGCAUCAGCGCGCAGCUCCAGGCUGCUCUGGCCAAGCUGCCCAACAAACCCCCUCCAGAGUACCCUGGCCCUCCUAGACCUCCCAGCAAUGCUCAAAUCCGCACCCACACCCACAAUCACAACCACACUCACCACCACAACCAUAAUCAAGGACCCCAGAGCAACCAGGGACCGGUGGACCCACACCAAGCCCAGGGCCGAGCGCUCAAAACCGGGCCGAGCCCUAACGGACCUGGAGGUGGUGGUGCAGGCGGUGGUGGGACACUGACCCGAGGGGACCAGGGUGGAGUGAAUGGAGCAGUUUUAGGUCCAUCCAUUUCAGAACCGGACCUGACCAGCGUGAAAGAGAGGGUGAGGAAGGAGCCGGUCAAAGAGAGGCCGGUGUCAGAGAUGUUCUCCUUAGAAGACAGCAUAGUGGAGAGGGAAAUCGCUCAGAGGACGCUGGAAAGACAGAAGAUGUCCGUGGACUCCAUGAAGAGGCCGCUGAUGAUGGCCGCCCUCAACGGCCUCUACGUGGCCCGAAUGCCCGUCCCGGAAAGUCCCGCGGAAGACGGUGCCAAGGCUGCCACCGACGAACGGUGUAAGACGUUGGAGUUGAAGCUGGAGGAGGAGCGGGUCUUCACCGAGUACGAGCAGGUUCCCAAGAAAAGGGCAGACUGCGUCCUCACCACAGCAACUCUGCCCGAAAACACGGAGCGCAACCGCUUCCGCGACGUCGUCCCGUACGAAGAGAAUCGGGUCGAGCUUGUGCCGAACAAGGAGAACAACACGGGCUACAUCAAUGCCUCGCAUAUCAAGGUGAUGAUCAGAGGGGAGGAGUGGCACUACAUUGCCACCCAGGGCCCGCUAGCCAACACCUGUGCCGACUUCUGGCAGAUGGUGUGGGAGCAGGGGGUCAACGUCAUCGCCAUGGUUACUGCCGAAGAGGAGGGUGGCAGGUCCAAGAGUCACCGCUACUGGCCCAAACUGGGCUCCAAACACAACUCCGCCACGCAUGGCAAGUUCAAGGUGACCACCAAAUUCCGCACAGACUCAGGCUGCUACGCCACCACAGGGUUAAAGGUCAAACACCUGCUGUCUGGCCAGGAGAGGACGGUCUGGCACCUGCAGUACACUGACUGGCCGGAGCAGGGCUGUCCCGAAUAUGUCCAGGGAUUCCUCUCCUACCUAGAGGAGAUCCAGUCUGUAAGGAGACACACUAACUCCAUGCUGGACACCUCGAAGAGCCUCAACCCCCCCGUGGUGGUGCACUGUAGCGCCGGGGUGGGUCGCACCGGAGUGGUCAUCCUCACUGAGCUCAUGAUCAGCUGCCUGGAGCACAACGAGCCAGUGGAGGUUCCCACCAUGCUGUCAGGGCUGAGGCAGCAGAGGAUGCUGAUGGUGCAGACCAUCUCCCAGUACAAGUUCGUCUAUCAGGUCCUCAUCCAGUCCCUCAAGAACGCCCGCCUCAUCUGAGCCCGGGAUCCUGAACUCUGACCAUACCCGACGUGGCAAAACGACUCCAGAUAACGACAACGGUACUUCAAAUUAACGCCAGGACUGUACAGCAGAUACACUUUAACCGAUAGCAGCAGAGAUUCGUGUUGAGUUUUCUAAGUGGCAGUUUUUGGAAAUUGUAGCGGAUUUUCACACAAGCUCAACUCAAGGGAGGGAAGGAUUCGUGUAGGCCUGUAUAGAAAUUGACAACCUUAAUCAGUGUAUUCAGACGUUCUUUUGUCCCCCUGAGUUUCAUUCUUAGAUCUGGUCCCUCUGUGUGGAGAACGCAUGCUCGUGCCUUUUCUCCAUGCAGGUCAGGUGAAUACGCAGCUUGUUUUGCCUGCAGGUGUGAAUGUGUUUGUCUGCCCCCCAACGUGUUCUCGAGAAAUCAAAUCUGAGUUCGGAUUGAUUGCCCGCCUGUUACAUUUCUCAUCCAUGAUUUAGCCGUGAUUGGAAAUGGCACUAUGCUGCAUGAACAGUAGGUGGCAGCAGUAUUAUAUUACUAUUUUCUAUACUCUGAAAGAGUUUGCCAAACGAAAGUAUUCUUUAAAUCACUGUUCUAAAAUUCCAUUAUUUUUAACAGAGUAUUGAUUAGUACAGCAAAUAUUUACUUCAACAUUGUAACAAAUGUUUUUAUUUAUUUCUAUCGAGAUUGUGCUCACCUUUGCCAUUGAGCGGAGGAGCGUUGACAAGCACGUUGACUGAUCAAAUACUGUUUUUCAUCUUUUGUCAUAGUUUUUACUGUAUUCCUCGUCAUUGUCAAAAGGAUCGUUCUCAUUUCCCCUCCUGGGCAGCCUCGUUUGACGCGUUUCUAUUGAGGUCCAUCUUUCACAUUUUCAUCUGAAUCACAGCUCCUUGCGAUCGAAUGUGUCUCAUCGCAUUUCUUACCUGAAAGCAUUUCAGACGUCUAAAAGGUGUUGGUCCAGUGACUUUGGAGAUAAUUUAUAAGUAUAAUUUUACUCACUGCAUAUGCACUCAAUAGAGAAUUGUGUCCUUAUACAACAAAUACUGUAAAUACUGCAUCAUUGUGCCUUAUUGAAGCCGCCUGGCUGACAUCCCUGUCCUUGUUUUGGGAUCCUGGAUGGGUUUGAUAAACUAAAAUCUUUUUUUUUUUUAACCUCCAAAGAUUAAAUCUUUAAAUCAGUACUUAAUAGUUCGUGUUUUAUUAUUACAGAAACAGCAUUUCAAAUAAUUUACCUAACGCCUUUGGUAAAGACUUUGCAGUAGAGGAACGCUGAUAUCUUGGCUUAUUUUUGAAGGAUAGUAGAAUAAAAGUGACACAACUGAGUUUCCCAAAAACAGAAAAAGAAGGCAGCCGCUUCUAAUAAUCUGAUCCAAACCCAAUAAUUAAGUGCCGCCAUGUUCCUACAUCCUGUUUAUAAAUUACUUUUACAUGUUACAUUAAAUAUACUUUUCUAUUUUUCUGAAUGCAAAGCCAGCCAUGUCCAAAGUAACAUUGUAUAUAACGGGCAUGUGAGAAAAGAUUUCUACAAAUGUUUUAUAUAGUUUUCUUUUUUUGUUUGACUUGGUACCCUAAAAAUACCGCAACAUAAUAAACUAUGCAUGCGUUUUUAUAUUUUAAUGUAUAUAUUCUCAAGUAAGUAUAAGCUUUAUGCUCUCUUGACAUAUAAGUGUUUUGUUGCACUUCUGUUCUCUUUGUGACAGUAUUUUCUCACACGGCAUUCCUCUAUUUGUUAAUAUUUAAUUUUUCCCCUUUUUUUGGCAAAACUCCCAAAUACCUUUUCAAAGUAUGUGUACAUAUGUUUUGUAUAUGCGUUUUCAGUGCUUCAAGUCUUUUGUUUUCUCUCCCCAGACAUGUAUGAAGCUGUCGUACUUGCUUAUUAUGCAAUAAAGCCUUAUUUUCUUUAA
This is a messenger RNA of Chelmon rostratus (copperband butterflyfish), 6408 nucleotides long. RefSeq names its product tyrosine-protein phosphatase non-receptor type 14-like. The record is from RefSeq and is a predicted model, not a curated record. NCBI's taxonomy places the organism in Eukaryota, Metazoa, Chordata, Actinopteri, Chaetodontiformes, Chaetodontidae. Gene Ontology annotation, cellular component: cytoskeleton. Bases 631 to 4518 code for a protein of 1295 amino acids. Gene Ontology annotation, molecular function: protein tyrosine phosphatase activity. The transcript is spliced from 20 exons. Gene Ontology annotation, biological process: protein dephosphorylation; lymphangiogenesis.